Molecule: messenger RNA, 429 nt
Organism: Sporothrix schenckii 1099-18
Lineage: Eukaryota; Fungi; Ascomycota; Sordariomycetes; Ophiostomatales; Ophiostomataceae
Product: gmf family protein
Exons: 2
Coding region: 1-429 (142 amino acids)
Biological process (GO): negative regulation of Arp2/3 complex-mediated actin nucleation; actin filament debranching
Cellular component (GO): actin cortical patch
Molecular function (GO): actin binding; Arp2/3 complex binding
Source: RefSeq, a predicted model, not a curated record
AUGAGCUCCGAAGCAAGACUCUACACCUUCUCCGACGAGACCAAGGACCAGCUCCGCAAGUUCCGCCUCGGCACCUCGCGCGCCCGCGACCCCCAGGCCGUCAUCUACCUCAUCGACCGCGCCACCAAGGAGAUCCGCCAGGACGACGAAAAGACGGUCUACACGAGCCUCGAGGCCAUCGCCGACGACCUGCCCGAGAACUCGCCGCGCUUUGUGCUGCUCAGCUACCCCAUGACGCUGCCGUCGGGCCGCCUGUCGUGUCCGUACGUGCUGCUGUACUACCUGCCCACGACCUGCAACAGCGAGCUGCGGAUGCUGUAUGCGGGCGCCAAGGAGCUGAUGCGCAACACGAGCGAGGUGGGCAAGGUGCUGGACCUGGAGUCGACGGACGACUUUGAGGAGCUGCCGGAGCGUCUCGGGUCGGCGUAG